AUGGUAUACGCCUGCACCUUUAUUAGCCUCUACUACAACGUCAUCCUUGGCUACGCCCUUCUCUACUUCUUUUAUUCCCUCCGCAAGACGCUUCCCUGGACCGUCUGCGACGAGGCCUGGGCCGACGACAACUGCUACGUACAGAGGCCGGGCAUCGUCCUCUGUUCGAGCCUGCAUAAACAUACGCAAAGCCCAAUCCACGAGGGUCUGAGCAACAUUUCUGCAGCGUCUCAUCUCGGACAGGCGUCACUCGCAAAUAACUGCACAAAUGCGAGCCAAUCUUCGCCAGAACAAUUCUUUUACAAAGCGGUCCUUGGCCUUAGUGGCGGUCUACAGGAACUGGGAUCCUUCCAACCUCUCUUAGUGUGGUCCCUCAUUUUAUCUUGGUCCUGCGUUUAUAUGUGCGUCUUCAAAGGCAUCAAGACGUCCGGAAAGAUCGUCUAUGUGACGGCCCUCGGCCCCUUUCUGAUCCUGGGAAUCAUGUUUAUCCGGGGCAUCACCCUGAAGGGAGCCAGUGCUGGCCUACAUUAUUACUUCGUGCCCGAGUGGAAUAAGGUUUUGGAGAUCAAGGUCUGGAAGAGUGCUGCUGAACAAGUGUUUUACUCUCUGAGCAUCGCUGAGGGAAUGAUCAUUUGUUUCGGAGGCUUCAACGAAUUCCGGAAUGAACUUCAUAAGGACGUCGUUAUCAUCGCGUUCGCGGACUUCAUCGUUAGCAUGUUGUCCGGCGUCGUCGUCUUCUCUGUGCUGGGAAACAUGGCCCACGUGCUGGAUCUGCCCGUUGAAGGAGUCGUCCAGUCGGGAAUCGGGCUUGCGUUCAUCGCGUACCCGCAAGCGCUCAGCAUGAUUCCGUAUCCACACUUCUGGUCGGCCGCCUUUUUUGCCAUGCUCUUUUUCCUCGCCAUUGACACCGAGUUCUCGUCUGUGGAGUGCGUGGUCACACCCUUCAAGGACGAAUUCCCAAUUCUCCGAAAGCAUCCUUCCCUUGUCUAUUUUCUGGUCUGCCUUGGGAUGUGCAUCUGCGGAAUGCCGAUGGCCACCCAGGGCGGGCUCUAUAUUCUGACCUUGAUGGAUACGUUCAUUGGAGGAGAGAUGCUACCGUGGAUCGGGCUCGCAGAAAUCUUGGCGGUUGUAUUUGGUUACGGAAUAAAACGUUUCUGCGCGGAUGUGGAAUUCAUGAUGGGGGAUCCACCCCACUUCAUCACCAGAUUUUGUUGGAGAGUGACGUGUCCAGUAUGCCUUGCAUUCAUUGUUUUGGCCGCCUUCGUCUCGUACAAACCCCUGACGUUGGGCGACUACGUGUUUCCGGAGUGGGCUGAAUACCUUGGCAUCUUUUCCGCCGUCAUGGCAAUUAAGAUUAUGAUCAUCUUCGCCGUACACCACUUCUACAAGUGCGGCUUUGACUUCCGCAAGGCACUGUUACCCACGCAAAACUGGGGACCCAAGGAUCCCAAAGAGCACAAAAUGUACCUUGAAUUUCUCGAGCGUCAAGGGCUUUCUCACCUUCCGGAGCAGAUAGAGUCUCGUCAACCAACCCCGGAAAACCCUUCGCUGAGACCAUCGCCAGAAGCCAAACUUGACUGA
This is a messenger RNA of Ixodes scapularis (black-legged tick), 1581 nucleotides long. RefSeq names its product sodium- and chloride-dependent glycine transporter 2-like. Lineage: Eukaryota; Metazoa; Arthropoda; Arachnida; Ixodida; Ixodidae. Gene Ontology annotation, biological process: sodium ion transmembrane transport. Bases 1 to 1581 code for a protein of 526 amino acids. Gene Ontology annotation, molecular function: glycine transmembrane transporter activity. The transcript has 12 exons. The record is from RefSeq and is a predicted model, not a curated record. Gene Ontology annotation, cellular component: membrane.